Molecule: messenger RNA, 1950 nt
Organism: Fusarium sp. VM40
Lineage: Eukaryota; Fungi; Ascomycota; Sordariomycetes; Hypocreales; Nectriaceae
Source: the annotation of a GenBank genome assembly
AUGGCAAGAAAGAAUAAUCGAAAAUCGAGGCGGUCUGCCAAGUCCAAGCCGUCAGAGCGUAUCUUCUGGAGCAACGCCGAUCGACUUCAACUUCUAGCGUACCUGAACUGGUGCGUACAAUAUUGUGUAAAAUUCGAAGUCACAGCUCCGGGUCACCUCGAAAAGGCGACGGGGAAACAGUUCUCGAAAGAGCGCAUCCGAAGGAAGCUUUACGAUGAAUGGCGAGACUACGGGACAUGUGCCAAAUUCAAUAAUCUAUUUGAGCUAGGUACAGCUGGUCUCGAGCCUCUUGUAGGCAAGGAGCAGGAAGACUUCCACAAAAUGAUCACCAGCAUGAGCCCUGCCCAAGAAACGCGUUGCACAAGAAGUAAAUCUUUGGGUCUUACUACGCGGUCAGGUACUCUAUCAGCGCCUCGUUCGAUUUAUUCAUUCAGCAGCUCCAAAGAACCUGAUGAAUUACCUGCUCCGCAGGCUGGCAACUUAAGCGCUGUCCCAGAACGUCUGAGACAAAAGACCAAGGCAAAUAUCUCUUUGGGGCUAACGAAACUGGCCCUCAACGACGAUCUUAGCGAAGAUGAGCUCACAGAGGACCAUAACAUGGAUAGGGUGAAAGGCGAAGACGAAUCCGAGCUAAGCACAAUUGCUUCGCUGGAAGUCUCAGAUAUAGAGCCUGAGCUCAGCCCUGCUCUUCCUGACUCCCAGGAGGAUACCAUGACCUUUUCCUUCCAAGAACGGCUUGACUCGUCCCUGGAGAAAAGACUAAGGCAGACAGAAGCAGAUCUCCUCAAGCAGACGAGCUAUUCCCUCACUUUGGAAAAUCGAAUAUCCGAGCUUAAACGAAGAAAUUCCGAUUUGGAACAUUCCAUUAGCCUUUCUGGCUCAGCCCAGGGUAGUUAUGGGGAGGAAACACGGCUUCGAGAUGUCAUAUCUAGUUUGAAAGAUAAGCUUGACCGAGAAAGACUUCUUACGAUGAACCUCCAGCAACUGGAAGCAGACAGGCUCGGAUUUCUCAACACCUCUCUCGGGCUUGAGUACGAGAAACUCCACUCAAACAGCUGCGAUACAUCUUCAACGAUUUGUCAUAUGAGUUUAGACGAUACCCUCCCUGAACAGAGAACAGGAUUUUCCCACUUAGCAAACAAUUGGGCUAGACGCAUAGGCGGGCGCGAUCUCGGCUCUCUUCUCGGCCACUGUGAGUCAGCACAGAUCCCGAAGAAAGUCAUUUUGGCCUCUCUGCUGGCGGCGGGUAUCUUCGAACUGGUUCUCGAAGAGGUGUUUCCAGCCUUCCUGGCUGCUGACUCACCACUGUUGGAUCAGUACAGAAAGCAUAUUGAAACUCAAAGUAAGCAGGCUCGUCCUCCCUAUACUCAACAUUGCUUGUUUCCUAGAGCUAAGAUAACACGACCAGGUGGAUGGAACGCACUCCAACGACUUGAUUUUAUCUCCAUAAAGUCCCUUGUAUCAGACAAGCACGUUAAGGAGGGGAUUAUUUCAGAAAAGUCCAAAUGGCUUUCUAACUUGAUGCUGCAAAAUCUAAGCUACUUUUUGCCCCUGGAAAGUCGGGAUAUAACCCAACGUUUACCUCGUAACGAACUAGAAGCGGAGAUUAUUAGCGACAUGAGAAGUACUUUGCAUCAUGCGUUGAAAGUCAAGAUUGAGCUCACGCUGUCUGUAAAGCGGCUCAAAUACCUCUUCUUUAAGCCCGGCACACUAUUCGACUCGGAGAAAAUGGAACUUGUCAAAUCUCAAGCUGGAGACUCUGCACUUUUGAGUGGAAAGGUGAGGAUCUGUUUAUUACCCGCUCUUUUCACCAUAUCAGACGCAGACAACAAGGGUGGAGUUGGAGAGGAGCCAAGUCUCAUGGCGAACCACAGUAAAGCUUUAACAGAAGUAAUGGACAAGGACGAUACGUUUCUGGUUCUCGUGGAAAAAGCAGUUGUAUUCCUUUAG